Messenger RNA from Camelina sativa (false flax), 2424 nucleotides. Lineage: Eukaryota; Viridiplantae; Streptophyta; Magnoliopsida; Brassicales; Brassicaceae. The record is from RefSeq and is a predicted model, not a curated record.
CUCUCCUCUUCCUUGUUUUGCAAGAAACCCUAUUGGCCUGGAAUUUUGAUUUUCCUUUCUUUUGUUAAUUUCCACAUAUCCUGGUGAUCCCAUAAACACAUAAUCUUGAGAAACCGAUACAUAGUUUAAGAAAUUUAUAAUCUUGGAUCUCUGAGGAGUUUGAACCCGUUUUGGUUGGAUCCCUAAAUAAAUAGACCCUUUCUUGUUCCACAAGGAGCCUCUUUAAGAGCAAAUUCAAACAUGUAAAGCAGAGAAAGAUAAAGACAAAAAGGGUGAAUAGAAAUGGACAGAGUCCAGCAACAAGCAGAUUUGAUCGGAAAGAGGAUUUCCCCGUUUGUAGCACAUCCGACAGGAUUCACUGAUCAGAAAAACACCGCCGAUUCCCAGACAACACAGCCUCCAGCUACCUCACCUCCUGCUCCUCCACCCCCAAACGGUGGCGGUGGCGGCUCACAAUCAUCUCCUCCGCCGGUAACGGCUGCUCCCCCACCGGCGAAUCAGCCUCCUAAUACAACUCCACCUCCAACGCCUCCUUCUAAUUCCCCUCCACCUUCUAUAAGUCCACCUCCUUCACCGCCUCAGCCUCAGCCUCCGCCUCAAUCCACCCCAACCGGAGAUUCUCCAGUGGUAGUUCCUUUGCCAACGCCUCAGUCUCCUCCUAUAUCUUUUCUUCCUCCUCCUACCGUAGUUACUCAGCAACCGGAGACAAAACCUAACAAUGGUGAACAACCACAAAACCCCAUUAACAACCCUAUUUCUCCUCCGUCUCUCCCUUUUACUCCCUUUUCGCCGCCUGUUGGGGAAGUUUCCGGUAGCCAAGGGUCUCCUCCAUUUACAUCUUUAUUGCCUCCGGUGAUUCCCCUAAACCCUAAUAUUCCACAGCCGUUGGAUUCACUUUUGGCAGGAGGAUUAAAUCGUGUACCCUCGUCCCCUCCUUCCCUCUCCGGCUCCAAUAACAAUUCUGAAGGCUCUAAUAGCAAUAAUGCGAAUAGUAACGGAAAUGGACAACAACAUAAUUACACCGAGAAGACAAUGAUCGGUAUUGGGAUCGCAGGUGUGUUAGUCAUUUUAUUCGUUGCUGCUGUCUUCUUUGUUAAGAGGAAACAUAAGAAAGGUUCUUCUUCUCCCCGCUCUAACCAGUAUUUACCACCUGCUAAUGUCUCUGUAAAUACAGAGGGAUUCAUUCAGUACAGGCAUAAACCGGGAAAUGGGAACAACUCGGCGCAAAACUCAUCACCAGAUACUAACAGUCUCGGGAAUCCAAAACUCGGUAGAACAACACCACCUGACUCCGCAGUAUUAGGGACUUCAAAGAUCAUUUUCACCUUGGAAGAGCUAAGCCAAAUAACGGAAGGAUUUAGCAAGAGAUUUGUGGUAGGAGAAGGUGGGUUCGGGUGUGUCUACAAGGGCAUCCUUUAUGAGGGAAAGCCAGUGGCGAUCAAACAGCUUAAGUCGGUCAGCGCAGAAGGAUAUAGAGAGUUCAAAGCUGAAGUAGAGAUCAUUAGCAGGGUGCAUCAUAGGCACUUGGUGUCUCUUGUUGGUUAUUGCAUCUCUGAACAACAUAGAUUCCUCAUCUAUGAGUUUGUCCCCAACAAUACUUUGGAUUACCAUUUACAUGGCAAAGACUUGCCAGUUCUAGAAUGGAGUAGAAGAGUCAGGAUUGCAAUAGGCGCAGCCAAAGGACUUGCUUAUCUACAUGAAGAUUGUCACCCGAAGAUUAUCCAUAGGGACAUCAAAUCGUCAAACAUUCUGUUGGAUGAUGAAUUCGAAGCUCAGGUCGCAGACUUCGGACUUGCCAGACUGAACGAUACUGCACAGUCCCACAUAUCAACGCGUGUCAUGGGCACAUUUGGGUAUUUAGCUCCAGAAUAUGCUUCAAGUGGAAAACUANAGGCGAAAUAUCAAUGCCCAUGCCCGCUCCGCAUAUCUUUACGGACUAACGGGCAUGCCCGCGGGCAUCUCUUCUUCUCAAGAACAUCACCGCUGGUGUCAAAACAAUACGGAGCAGAGAGGUUUUGGUUGGCACGUCCGCGAUUAAUCGAGGCCAUUGAAAAAGGUGACAUCAGCGAAGUAGUGGAUCCACGGCUGGAGAUGCAUUACAUUGAAGGUGAAGUCUAUAGAAUGAUUGAAACGGCAGCGUCUUGCGUCAGGCAUUCAGCUCUAAAACGACCUCGUAUGGUUCAGGUUGUAAGAGCUCUGGACACGCGAGAAGACUUGUCGGAUCUGACAAACGGAGUUAAAGUCGGUCAAAGUACGGUCUACAACUCGGGUCAAUACAGUAAUGAGAUUCGAAUUUUCAGACGAGCCUCUGAGGAUUCCUCGGAUCUCGGUAAUACUAACUCUGGCUACUACCCAAGCCAAGACUACACGACUAGCCAUGAAUCUGAGAGCCGAGCCUUCAACACAACUCACCGGAACCGCUGA